Molecule: messenger RNA, 5620 nt
Organism: Cheilinus undulatus (humphead wrasse)
Lineage: Eukaryota; Metazoa; Chordata; Actinopteri; Labriformes; Labridae
Gene: tlr5a
Product: toll-like receptor 5a
Exons: 4
Coding region: 84-2756 (890 amino acids)
Biological process (GO): immune response; toll-like receptor signaling pathway; inflammatory response
Cellular component (GO): membrane
Molecular function (GO): protein binding; transmembrane signaling receptor activity
Source: RefSeq, a predicted model, not a curated record
UCAGCCAACAGUACACAAAGCCUCUGCUCUUACACUGGGAUCAUUGUUGACUUCCUCUCUGCAGUUCUUCACUGGCUGACAGUAUGUGGACGCUGCCUCUUCUCUUCCUCUUCAUUGGCUUACACCUACAGGUAUCCACAUGCUACCAGUCAUGUACCUUGUAUGGCCUCAUAGCUGCUUGCGCCUCACAGCAACAUCACUGGGUUCCUGUCUUGCCUCCCAGCAUCACCCACCUCUACCUGGAAAUGAAUUUCAUCAGUGAGAUCAACAGCACGUCACUCAGAGCCUACAACCAGCUCCAAGAGUUAGAUCUGGGAAGGCAAUACGUGCCUCUCAUCAUCAGGAACAACUCUUUCCUCAGCCAGGGAAAGCUGAAACGGUUGGUUCUGGGAUUCAACCACUACCUCAGGCUUGAGCCCAGGGCAUUUGCAGGACUGUACAGGUUAGAACACCUGUUUUUGGACUACUGCGAUUUGUCUGACUCCAUUCUUGAGCAGAGGUAUCUGGAGCCUCUCCGGUCCUUAGAAACUCUUGAUCUUUUUGGUAACUUGAUAGAAAAACUUAAACCUGGUCUGUUCUUCCAAAACCUCCCAAACUUCCAACAGCUGAACCUUACACUGAAUCGGAUUGACAGAUUGUGUGAUGACGAUCUAGCUGGUUUCCAGGGGAAACAUUUUGCUUUUCUGAACUUGGGGUCAAAUAAAUUAUUCCAAAAUAACACUGGCAAAUUUGACUGGGAAAGAUGUGGAAACCCAUUUAAAGGGAUAUCCUUUGACAAACUCGACAUAUCUUUAAAUGGGUUCAAUUUGAAUACAUUAAGACAAUUCUUUAAAGCAAUAGCAGGGACUCAGAUUGCUCAUUUGAUAUCGUAUGGAAUGAUUGGCAAAGGUUUCUCACAUAACAAUGUUCCUGACCCAGAUAAAGAUACAUUUAAAGGCCUUAUUAACAGCACAGUUGGGACUUUAGAUCUCUCUGGGAACUAUAUAUUUGCUUUACAGAAGGCUGUUUUCAGCCCUUUAAAAGAUGCAAAAAUAAUCGACAUUUCACGCAACAAAAUCAAUAGAAUAAAUCAAAAUGCCUUUGAUGGCCUUCGAGAUAAUUUACAGUUGCUUAAUCUUUCAUACAACCUCUUAGGAGAAGUAUAUUCUGAUACAUUUGCCAACUUAGCAAGCCUUAGGGUGCUGGAUUUGUCCUACAACCACAUCGGUGCAUUAGGAUACAAAGCCUUCAGGGGUCUCCAUGAUUUACGAGCCUUAUAUCUAACUGGAAACUCACUGAGAAACUUGGGUUUCCCUUCCUCAUUACCAAACUUGAUUUGGCUCCUGUUAAAGGACAAUAAGUUAAAUUUAAUCUAUGGUAUCACUGAAUUUGUCCCACACAGCACCUUUGUGGACAUAUCAGAUAACAGACUAACAAACAUGGAGGAUCUUUAUGUCAUUUUAGCUCAUUUGAAUCAGCUCGACAGUUUCUUCUUUGCUGGCAACUUUAUCAAGAUGUGUAAGCCAAGUCAGAACGUUAAGGUUCCUCAUAAUAUUACUUUACGAGUGCUUGAUCUUCACGACAGCUCCCUGCAGGUACUUUGGUCACAGGGGGAAUGUCUGGACCUCUUCCAUCCUCUAGAGAAUUUGCUCGGCCUUAACAUAAGUUAUAACUUACUUGUCACGCUCCCACAUGGGAUUUUCAGCGGUCUUCGCUCAGUCGUUGAAAUGGACCUCUCAUUUAAUGCCUUAACCUACCUUCAGUCAGACAUCUUUCCAGCCAGCCUUAAGGCUCUCCACCUCUCAAACAACUUCCUAGCCACCCCAGACCCUUUGGCUUUCCACUCCAUCAGCCUCCUAGACCUGGCAGAAAAUCGCUUCCAUUGUGAUUGCAACCUGGAGAGUUUCCUGAAAUGGCUUAACGUUACGGAUGUUAUCUUCCUGAGCCCAGUGUUUGAAUUCAAAUGUGAGUUUCCAGCUGAUCUGCGCAACCUUCCGCUGCUGAGUUAUUCCACGACCAUCGAACCGUGUGAGGGAGACGAUGAAAAGCAAAUGCAAGAUGUUAAGUUUGCUCUCUUCAUCUUCUCUGCCUCCCUGGUCUUUACUGUGACAUUAAGCGGGAUCAUUUAUGCCCGUCUCAGAGGGAAAAUAUUCAUCAUCUAUAAAAGGAUCGUUGGCAGGAUUCUCCAAGGCCCCAAGCCGAUUCUUCCUGUUGAUGAGGUCAAGUUUGAUGCCUUCCUCUGCUUCAGUGACAACGACUAUGGUUGGGUGGAAGGUGCGUUGCUGAAGAAACUUGAUAACCAGUUUUCAGAGGAGAACAUCUUACACUGCUGUUUCGAAGCCAGAGACUUCCUGCCAGGUGAGGAUCAUCUGUCCAACAUAAGAGACGCCAUCUGGGAGAGCAGGAAGACAGUCUGCAUUGUCUCAAAGGAGUUUCUUAAAGAUGGUUGGUGUUUGGAGGCCUUCUCUCUGGCUCAGGGUCGGAUGCUGGAGGAGCUGUCGAAUAUCCUCAUCAUGUUGGUGGUUGGGAAGGUGGCUCACUACCAGCUGAUGAAGUACAACGCAGUCAGAGCUUUUGUCCAGAAAAGACAAUAUUUAACCUGGCCAGAAGAUCCUCAAGACCUGGAUUGGUUUUAUGGACACCUCAUCUCACAGAUACUCAAAGACACCAAGCUGAAAAAAACAGUGGAGGAAAACCCUGAACCAGCACAACCUGAUGUUCAGAAGGAGGAGGACGAUGGUGGCCAGGUGGAAAACAUUAAAGAGACCGCCAUGUGAGUUUGGUUAAUCAUGAAAGAGGCAACCAUUCUCCUGAAGAGUCACCAGUGAGAUAUUAACAAGACUAUCAGGCAAGAUGAGGAGCAAGUUCUCUUUUAAAGCUACUGAGCUUUAAUUUUACAUUAAACAUGGACCCAGUGAAAAAAGCUUAGAAGAUCUAGUCCUGGAUAAGAGUGUGAUCUGACACAGAACCUGGUUUAUUUUAGUUAUAUGUCUCACUUACAGUUACAGUAUGAAGAAUUUUUGCACUAAAAUAUCUCCAAGUUUCUGUAGUCAGAGAUAAUCUUUGUUUGAACUAUUAGAAUGUGAUGUGUCUUGUUAUGGUGGCCGAUAUUACAGAGCCAUUGUGACCAACGACUUCUCUAUAAAUGCUCUGAAAAUGAUGGAUGUAACUAGAGUUUGAACUGCCACUGGAAGCUGCUGUUCUGUUGCUGUAUUUAAUGUUUUGUGUCGCUUAUAUGUGAUGGUAAACAAUCAUUCUUUGUCAUCAACUGCAAGUUCAAUCACCCAGGCUCAGCCCUGUAAUGUAAGCCUCCAACGCGGUCAUCAUAUUUUCUGGCAGAAUAACCAGAGUUUCUCCUGAUUUUGGAGUCUGGUUUCAACCAGGAAAUGGAUCUGCUAGAAAAUACACUGAUCCAACACCCCCCUACCCCACUAGAUGUUUCAGGGUUGAGUAGAGACCAGGUCUGCUUCUCAUCUCUCCUCACCUCCACUGUUUACUUACUGUUUUUGAGGAAACAGUUCAAUAAAAAUGGCACUCCACAUAUUUUAUUCAUUAAACAGAAAACCAGAGUUUUUGUUUCAUGGAUGAAUUUCACAUAAUGGCAGAGAAAAGCUGCUAAAAGUGUCCUUCCUGGUUCACUCUGCAAGGGAUCUCAGAGUGAGGGGAACUUUAUCCCUUUAAAGUUCUGUUCUCAGAUAUAUCAGGCACAUCUGUCUGGUCUCUCCAAGCGGAUUAGUACUGUGAAAUUAUAGUCCCCUUCCUGAUUUCUUUUUUAUUUAUUUAUUUUUUGCAUAUUUGUCACACUUUAAUGUUUCAUAUCAUCAAACAAAUUUUGAUUUUAGACAAAGAUAACCUGAGUUAAUACAAAAAGCAGUUUUUAAUUGGUUAUUUCAUUUAUAAUUUUGCCCCUUAGACUUAAUAACCUGUUGUGCCACAGUUGCAAGCAUUUGUAAUAACUGACAGUCUUUCACAUUGCUAUGUCUCUUUCUUAUUGUUGAAUCAUGAACACUGACCUUAACUGAGUCAAAUGAGGCCUGCAGGUCUUUAGAUGCUGUUCUGGGUUCUUUUGUGGACUCCUAGAUGAGUUGUCAUUGUGCUCUUGGAGUCAUUUGAGUAGAAUGAACACUCCAAGUAUUCUCCAUUUGUGGAUGAUGGCCCUCGGCGUGGUUUGCUUGAGUCCGAAAACCAUAGAAAUGGCAUUGUAAUCCUUCCCUUCUGUUCUUGAAUUAUUAUGAAAUUAAACAAAAUAAAAUGUGUUGAUGAUCUACAUUAUCUAAGUGUGACAAAUAUGCAACAAAAAAGAAACGAGAAAGAAAGCAGGAGAGGGUAAAUACUUUUCUCCAAAUUUAGAGUUAAACAAAGAUUUUGCACUCACAAUUACAUUCAGUCCAUUAUAAAAUAAUGGAAAGAAUAUAUUGAGGAGAUAAAAUUAAUAAGUAUAAUAGCCUUGUGUCUUCUAAAUGCCAAGUCUCCACCUGGUGUUCAAAGUCUGAAUUGCAUGCAGUAUCCUAAGUCAACGGAAAUCUUAAACAGGAAAGUAAAGUAAAAAAAAUAAAGUGGAUGUUUUGGCUCCAGCAGUGAGGUUAAUGCCCCAGAAUUACUUAGUUGAUUUUUGAAGAAGAUUGUAGUUUUUGCUUAAAGAUAUAUUUCAGUUUGAAAUCAGAAAGAGUUUCCCUUUUCAAACAGAGAGUACUCUGCUACUGUAAAGCCAAGUCAGUCUGAGUGAAAGCUCAGGUUAGGGAGCUCCUGUAGCGUGGAUUAUCAGCUACAGCACAGUUAUUAUCAGUUUGUUAUCAACCCCUCUGACUGUUGAUAGUUAAAGAUAGUUCAAGCUGGAGUGUCACAUUAGACUAUUUCAUCCUCUAAUCCCUUCUUCUCCACUUUAGUCUGUUGGACUGUUAGCUGAGUGUGACUCCUCAUCUGCUGGUUUCCUUUCACUCCUGCUGUGUCUGCAAACAGGAAGCUACUGGGCAGAGGAAAGCUUCCGUUCUGUUGGCCUUCAUCCGCCCCAGUCUUUAUGAGGCAGCUGUUCAGGACAUUACAGACGGUCUGCAUGCUCCUGCUGCUGAUACACUGGGAGCAGUCCAUUAAUCUGAACACAGAGCAAUAUUAACAGCUGCUGAGCCUCAGCUUUCUGUGCAGGUGUUCAGAUUUUCUCUUUGACUUUUGCUGCAUAUUUCUGGAGGUAUUGUAGAUUCUCCUCCAUGUAUGGUGGCCCAUAAGGACUUUUUUUUCCCCCCCAAGUGUGUUGUGUAAAUAUAUAAGACCUGUAUUUCAGAUUCCUCUUCAUCUCAUUUGUGGAGAACACAGAAGUGCUGAAAAUAUUUCACUGAAAAGAAACAUGUUUCCCUAAAUGCCCUAAAUUAAUAAUAAAUAAUCUAAAUAAAUAGAUUUUUAAAAAGCCCCCCAAAAAUUUCACAGAAUGCAAAUAGAUUUAAAGAAAGAACAAAAAUAUUUAAUAAAAUGCAAAACAUUCUAGGAAUGUUUUAAACCUUUUGGUUUAAAGAAUUCAAUUUCUGAAAUGUUUCUUUUCUGUGCAUUUCACUGAAUAUUUAAGUGUUUAUUAAAUAUUUUGAAGUUUCAGGUAAUAAUUUGUGUUUAAGAAAGAAAUUGUUCUCUGUGAUUUGAAAAACUAUUUUAA